GAACUGAUUCGAACAAUAUCAAAAUGUUCAGCAAAAUCGUAGCUUUCGGAGCUCUGCUCGCAGCGGCCAGCGCUGGCUACUACCCAGGACACGGCCAUGCUGUUUCAUCCCAAAGCAUUGUUCGUCAUGACGAAGGUCUCUCUCUUGGCCAUAUCGCCGCUCCCGCUCACUACGCCGUACCCUUAGUACAGGCAGCACCUCUUGCACACUACGCUGCCCCAGUUGCCUAUGCUGGUCAUUACGAUGGUCACGAUGAAUACGCUCACCCCAAAUACGACUUCGCGUACUCAGUAGCCGACCCCCACACCGGUGACCACAAGUCCCAGCACGAGAGCCGCGACGGUGACGCCGUGCACGGAUACUACUCUCUGGUGCAGCCUGAUGGUUCCGUCCGCAAAGUUGAAUACACCGCUGAUGACCAUAAUGGAUUCAACGCUGUUGUUCACAACUCUGCCCCAUCUAUUCACCCCCAAGUCGCCUACGACGGUCAUUAUUAAUUUAUUAAAAAAAAUACCAUGUUAUAAAUGAUAUUUGUACAUAAAUUAUUAUUUAAUAAAUAUUAAUUUUAAUAC
This is a messenger RNA of Nymphalis io (European peacock), 572 nucleotides long. RefSeq names its product cuticle protein 7-like. The record is from RefSeq and is a predicted model, not a curated record. The transcript has 4 exons. The coding region runs from base 24 to 497 and encodes 157 amino acids. NCBI's taxonomy places the organism in Eukaryota, Metazoa, Arthropoda, Insecta, Lepidoptera, Nymphalidae. Gene Ontology annotation, cellular component: extracellular matrix.